GCCGCCUCCCCGGCCUGGCGCGGAGCAGCGCGGCGGUGCUGGCUGCGGUCGGCUCGUCGCCGCGCCUGAGGCGGAGGGCGCGGAGCAUCUCGGGAAGCAGACAGCCCCCUACUUGACUGUCAGGGUGUGCAGCAUGGGAGAACCACUCCUGAACAACAGCAUCCUUGAUCAGUUUGUUAGUAGCCACGAGCAGUCAUAUGAAGAGUUUCUAAGUACAUUCACUUACCUUUUGAAAGAGGAAGAGGGAAGGACCAGUCAAGGAAGUAAAGUGGAUUCCUUAAGAAAACAGUUCCCUGCUCCUGAUUUAUCAAGCAGAAGUAACCAGGAGAGCCCACCUGGGAGAAGCAAAGGAGUAUGGGUGCCUCUUCCACCAGAGAUGCCAAGUGAGAGUGAGAGAGUUAUGAAUGAGAGCUGGAAAGCUGGCGGCUCUGCUGGAAAUGAUCUCAGCGUGCCUGAAGGAGUGAAGGUGAACAAGGACACAGAUUUGGAAGUUACUGAGAUGUAUGAAGAGAGAUGCAGUGCAGGUUCAUUCAUUCUCCCAGGAGAGGCAGAGCAGACAGUGACUUACUGCACCCCCCUUUUGGAAAAGCCUCUUCAACAGAAGUUCAGAACCUUGGCAGUUCCACAGCCAUCAGACAGCAAAGCCCAAAAGCUGCUGGGGGAUGAUGUUCAGCCCUUCUGCCUCGAUGAAGAGUUUGAUUAUGACAAUGUGGCCCUGACGCCCAAGUACUCUGAAGCUGACCUGAAAGCCAUUCUCCAGUUGUCUGAAGAGAAGAAACCUGGCACAGAUGUCAAGCCAGCAUGAGAUGAAGACUUCAGUCAUAGGCCUUCUGUGCAGUGCUGUUUUGAGGGGGUAAAUCUGGCUCUUCAUGGUACCCUUAUUUAGUGUUUUGAUCCUUUUGGCCAGUAAAGGACAUCCUGGAGAUCUUUAGGUUUGUUCUGCCAAAGUGUCUUGCAGCCUGAGGUUGUUUUCUCCUGUAUCUCCUUCAAAUCCUGAGGAAAACACAGAAUGGGAAGAUGGUCCUUGCCCAGAGUCACUUGUGAGUGACCCCUUCAGCUCUUCACCCUCUACUCUUGCCCUAAUGUGACCCCAUCUGGAGU
Messenger RNA from Dryobates pubescens (Downy woodpecker), 1101 nucleotides. It is a transcript of the gene IFTAP, whose product is annotated as intraflagellar transport associated protein. Lineage: Eukaryota; Metazoa; Chordata; Aves; Piciformes; Picidae. Gene Ontology annotation, cellular component: cytosol; 9+0 non-motile cilium. Gene Ontology annotation, biological process: spermatogenesis; acrosome reaction. The transcript is spliced from 7 exons. The record is from RefSeq and is a predicted model, not a curated record. Bases 134 to 805 code for a protein of 223 amino acids. Gene Ontology annotation, molecular function: intraciliary transport particle A binding.